GUUUAAUGCGGCAACACCGCUUGUGAUGAGCAAAGACGAUUAAAAAAGUGUCGAUAGGUCAAUAUUCUGCAGAAAUUAGCCAGAAUCUUCAGGACCGAUGGCUGCGAUACGCAAAAAGUUAGUGAUUGUUGGUGACGGUGCGUGCGGUAAAACAUGCCUCUUGAUCGUGUUCAGCAAGGAUCAGUUCCCGGAAGUGUAUGUGCCGACAGUAUUUGAGAAUUACGUCGCCGACAUCGAAGUAGAUGGCAAACAAGUGGAACUAGCAUUGUGGGACACAGCGGGUCAGGAAGAUUAUGACCGAUUGCGUCCCUUGUCAUAUCCAGAUACCGAUGUGAUUUUGAUGUGCUUUUCGGUGGACUCUCCUGAUUCACUUGAAAACAUCCCAGAGAAGUGGACGCCUGAAGUAAAGCACUUCUGCCCUAAUGUGCCUAUAAUCUUGGUGGGAAACAAGAAGGAUCUACGUAAUGAUCCGGCCACCAUUAAUGAGCUACGUAAGAUGAAACAAGAGCCGGUAAAGCCUCAAGAAGGUCGCGCUAUGGCCGAAAAAAUAAAUGCGUUUGCAUAUCUUGAGUGUUCUGCCAAAAGCAAGGAAGGUGUUCGUGAGGUAUUUGAGACGGCGACCCGUGCCGCGUUACAAGUCAAGAAGAAGAAGAAGACCAGGUGUUCUCUGCUGUAAUUGUGCUGUUGUCGGAGGGACUCUGAUUUAUGAAUUGUUCGCAUACUGCCUGUAAACUUACGUUUGAAACGACUCGAACUCUGCAGCAGUCGCGACGUCGGCCACACAGUGCUUCCUUCCGAUACUGACAGCUGACGCCAUGUCGCGGCCCGCGUAGCACGCACAUUCAUUCAGUAUUCGUGUGGCUAUACUUUCACAAUUGGUACUUGUAUAUUUUAUAGAUUACUAUAAAGAGUAAGCGUAAUUGCCUUAACAGAUGCUGUCAGGGAGUAAAUGAGCUAUUGGGAGCUUUGACCCUGACAAGCCAACUGGAAUUUUUCGUGCUAUGUUAUCAUGUUAUAUAAUUGAGUAGCAUUUCCUCAGGAUUUAUAGAUUUAGUCUGGACCGAGAUCACCGAGAUUUAAAUUCGGUAUUUUGUAUUUUAAUUUUUCAAUAAAAUAGUGAUGUAUAAAUUGUUUAGGAUGUUUAUUUGACAUGGCGCAUGAGCCCCAUUCUGACUCAGCUAAGUGCCUGUCAGCAAGACACGUCUUGGAGACGUCCAUCUGUUACUGAAUUAGGCAGUUUUAUUGUUAUCUAUUGUUUGUGUGAAAUUUUAACUUCCAUAUGAUUACAUUGCAUGCUAAUAUAAUUUAUUAGUAAUAAAGGAACCCCAUAUUUAACAAUUCUUUUCUACACUUUUUGACUUUUAUAAAAAUUUAAUACAGCAUUUAUAAAUCAAAGGUUUCUAGGAUGGGGGAAAUAUUUAAGUUAAAACAAUCAUUUAUGUUAUGUUUUAUUAGUAUUGUAAGUACAAAAUUAUCUUCAAAUAUACAUGAAUUAACACUAAAUAAUUAGACUUCCUUUUAUAAUUUAAGAUAUUUUGGAACUAUUCCAAUUACAAAUUUAUUAACUAAUCAAUUGAACUUUCAAUUUAGGAAUUCCUUGACAUCUUCAAUAACUGAAGGGGAUUGAAUCUCCUACGAGGUGCAAACAUGAGUUGUCUUUGUUGGAACUGACUUUGUGUCCUAUAAGGAAUUACAGUGCCCUCCGGGAGGUUCUUCUCUUGUCCCCGUAAUUCUGGAACCCAAUCACAAUACAGAAUUGUGUCAACUAAAGCCAAAUCAUUUGGUGAUAUUGGAGUGAUCACAUAUAUGACAUCCUUUUCCCAGUCAACACCACGAAUAAGGCCUGAAAAAACAUGAAAAUAUUUUAAGUUAUCAGUUUAAUCAAGUACUAUAAAAGAGCACUCACUGAUAAUACACAUUAUGUUUUUAAUGAUGUACUUUGUUCUGAAUUACAUCAUCCUUGAUUCAUUAGGUUGUGCUCUUUAAUACACUAAAGAACACAACAUUCAAUAGAAAUUUUAAUUUAUUAAAAUCUCAGAUCAAAGAAUAAAUAAAACAGAGUGAGUAGAACUGAAAGAUAUUGCCAUAAAAGGAAAUACCAAAGAGCAAAUUCCAGAAUUAUUGAUUUGCUCAUGAGUUUUUAUAUUAUAUAUUUUGAAAGACAAUAUGAUGUAAAUAUAAUUACAAUAUUUUAAGCAAAGAUUAGAUGUACGCUCUUGAUUCUUGCACAUGUACAAUGAGCUGAAUGCUAUUUAUUAUUUAGAUAUUUAAAAAAAAAAUUUUUUAUGAAUUCACUUGAUUGUUCUUUAAGCUGUUUAAUUUUUGGUCUGAAAUUAUAGUACAAAAACAUUAAGUAUAUACAGGGUUAUUUUCAGAGUAGCCAAAUUUUACAUUUAAAUUCAAAUAUAUAAAUAAUGGUAUACUGUUAUUGCAGGUUUGAAAAUACAAGUAAAUAAGACUUCUAAUUUUAUUUGAAGUUAUCCCAAAUUGAAUGUGAUUUAUGGGCAACAACGUUUUUGCCUACCGAUCGUCCCUUACGAAUGUUUGCAUGCGCAGUAAAAUUAGUUAAAUAAUGCAUUACCAGGUAUUUUGAAUUUAAAAGAUAAAAGGGACAGAAUAUUUGUGAUUUUUUGUAAUUAAUUUUUUCUUCACCAUUUGCCUAUAUUACUUAUUCUGAAUCUUCUUUGCAAAUUUGGCUGGUUAUUGCAAAAUAGCACAGUAUUUCAUUUACAUUUGUAAUAAAAGUUACACAAGUGAAUUUCCAACAAAAACAUAUAGCUGGUGUUUUUACCAUGUCCAUGAGAGAGCAUAGGUUUAUCGCCUAGUGUAAACACCUUUGCUGUUUUAUCACACUGUGUUUGUUGACAAAGUGCCACUACUUUGCCAUUUAGCACCUUAGUAAUUGAUUCUUUUUGAGUCUUGAUGUUCGUUACGACGAAUAAAUCUUGUAAACGCACCCUGUAAUAAAAAAAAAAAUUCUUCAAGAAGAAGUGGCCUUAGCUCGUACUAUAGGUUUAAUGAUAACUUAUAGUGGGGAUUACUUAAUGAAGCAUUAUUAGAAAACAGCAUGAGUCAUUCGAUUCCAGGAGCAGAUUCGUCAUGUUACUCAUUUCUAAAACAAUAAACGUAAUGAUAAUUCGGCGCUGCUUGUUUACCGUCGUAACCAACCAAACGAUUACGCUUGAGCAAAUUAACGAUGCAUAUUAUUCGUUCGUAACGGUCAUCUUUCCAUUAAGAGGGGUGCAUCGCUGCGGCUACAGUUAAUUCCUAUAUCCAUUGCCAUAUGGAUACAAAAUACACGUGCAUCGGUGAGGUCAUGAUCGUAAAUGAUUAUUUUCUUGGUUUUAUAGCAAAUAUAUAAAUGCUAUAAUUUGGACGUUUAUCUGUUGAUUUAGAUUUAAGAAAUCUGAUAAUGCGAGUAGUUUUUCUAAAUUUUAUCCCGAAAAUUUAGACGGUUCUAUAUCGAAAAGGCUAAGUUUGGUUGCGAAACUUAGCCGCAAGUUUGAUUCUCGCAUAGUAAAAAUAUAACAGUAAGUUACUGUGUUACAGGUCUGGGUGUUUAUACUUGUGCAAUUUUAUGUGAAACGACUCCAAUAUACAAGAGAAAAUCAUAGUAAAACACUUGUGACAAACUAACAGUCCACCAGUGGCUACCAUAGUCCAUAACUGGAACGAACUUCAUUUAAAAAAAUAGAUAUGGAAUUUCUCCCAGACUUAUUAUUCUGGCUCCUUAAUACAGGUACACAACAGUGCAUGCCCCAAUAUGUAUAUAAUAUUUUCGUAUGUACUUUUAUAAUAAUGUUAUGAUGUCACUAUAUCUUACAGUCGUUUAUAGCUACAGCUUCGUGACAUCAUUGAUAAAUGAUGCGUCACAACGUUUACAAAAACUUAGUCGAUUAUUUUAUGACUCCAUCUUAUACAUGUAGUUGACACGCUGAUCACCUAUUCCUACAGUACUAAAAAGCGGUAUAAAUGAAAUGAUUUUUAAAAAAAUUUAUAUGUAACUUCUUUAAAGUUUUUGGAGUACUUUAUAAAUAAUGUGCAGCAGUGGAAUUUAACGGGUUUAUGAAGAACUGUAAAGUUAUACACUAUUUUUAAUUACUCAGCAAUAGUAAUUCAGUUAAAGUGGAUAAGAGCCAGUCAUGCCAUGAUUAUAUAAUAUCCCAAGAGACAAUAUUGUUUACGUCGCUUUAUUACUUUAAUCAGGAAGGACAUCUAUACAUAUAUAUCGUUACUAAUACUUAAAAUGUACCACUAGCAGAAAUAAAAGUAAUUGCUUACAUACGUCCACAGUUUUUUUAAGUUUUAGAGGGGUAUUUUAUCGCAUGGAAAAAACGCGCUGUCCCAAUGCGUAUAUGCACUAAUUCAUGUCCUCGAAAAUGUUUAAAUUUCUGAGACAUUACUUGUGGUAGAACUCCUGGGUAGGCUACCUCUUGCCUAUUUCUGCCGCCAAAUAGCAGUGCUUGCACUACUGUGUGUAAAGAAAUAGAAGCCAGAAUUAUAUACGGGCUGUGAGUUGUUUCCUCAGUAGUGACAAGCCUGUAGUAGUUUGAAGUCGGCUGCAGGUGUCCAUGGAAUGCAAUAGCCACUCAUCCCUCGGGUAAAUUGUUUCAUUUGUCACUAAGUCUUAUAAAAAUAAGGAUGUUUCCUCGUGUUUUCCUUGACCAAAAAGCACGUGAUAAUACAGCAUUUAAAAUUGCCAUUAAUUAUUUCACUUGCGCCUAUGAGGAUUAAAAUUGGAUUGCUCGUAUGCUGGUAACACGCAUAUUUCAGGAGAGCGCCCUGCUUACAGAGGCGGGCGCCAAUUUAUGCAUUUUGAAAAAACUAAGUUUAAAAUACCUACUUCCAUUACUAAUAACAAAUAAUUUAAAACCGGUGCUCUAUUAGCCAACGUAGACAACUAAAAUAUUUUAAAUAUGAAAAUUAACCAAUGGUAAUGUCGAACUUGCAAGCAGUGUAGCUAAGUAGUAGGAGUACCAAUUCAAGAAUCCUAUAUUCGAAUUCAAAUCUUAGGUCCCACUCAUGGCAAAUGUUUGUUCAAAUACAAAUUAUUAGUUUCGUCU
Messenger RNA from Parnassius mnemosyne (clouded apollo), 5063 nucleotides. NCBI's taxonomy places the organism in Eukaryota, Metazoa, Arthropoda, Insecta, Lepidoptera, Papilionidae. The record is from the annotation of a GenBank genome assembly.